Molecule: messenger RNA, 2156 nt
Organism: Cicer arietinum (chickpea)
Lineage: Eukaryota; Viridiplantae; Streptophyta; Magnoliopsida; Fabales; Fabaceae
Product: probable sphingolipid transporter spinster homolog 2
Biological process (GO): transmembrane transport
Cellular component (GO): membrane
Molecular function (GO): transmembrane transporter activity
Source: RefSeq, a predicted model, not a curated record
ACAAAGACCACCUGGAUUCCUAAUCAUAAGCAAAUUCGUCUCCGUAUUUAAGAAACAAUUCUGUUAUUAAACUUCGAAUUACUUUACCGACGAAAUAGACUGGGUGAAGGAAGAAGAAGAAGAACAACAACAAAAACAAAUCUUCUUCUUUCUCCCAGGCUAUUAUUACUUUCAACCUCUAUUCUCUGUUUUUAAUAAUAACUGUCUUUUUCAAAUAUAUUAUUAUAUAUUUGAAUGGCACAACCAUGUCAACAUGAACCCAAACCUGAAACUUCUUCUUCUUCUUCCGUUAACCCCGUUCUUUCUGUCGAGCCACACAUGGUAACCAAGUCCACCAUGAUUCCUUCAACUUCUUGGUUUACACCCAAGAGGUUACUGGCUAUAUUUUGUGCGAUUAAUAUGUUAAACUAUUUGGACCGAGGAGCAAUAGCUAGCAAUGGUGUUAAUGGACAUCGUGAAACUUGCACAGCUGGUACCUGCACGUCUGGAACUGGAAUACAGGGAGAUUUUAACUUGAACAAUUUUGAGGAUGGAGUUCUAUCAUCUGCUUUUAUGGUUGGACUUCUUCUGGCUUCUCCAAUAUUUGCAUCUCUAUCAAAGAGUGUAAACCCUUUUAGACUUAUUGGAGUUGGAUUGUCUGUUUGGACUCUUGCAACUUUGUGUUGUGGUCUUUCUUUCAAUUUCUGGUCAAUUGCAGUCUGUCGCAUGCUCGUUGGUGUUGGUGAGGCUUCAUUUAUAAGUCUUGCAGCACCUUUCAUUGACGAUAAUGCCCCAGUUGAACAGAAAACGGUGUGGCUUUCUAUAUUUUACAUGUGUAUACCAGGGGGAUAUGCAAUUGGCUAUGUCUAUGGUGGUUUGGUUGGAAAUCAUUUUGGUUGGCGUUAUGCGUUUUGGGUGGAGGCUAUAUUGAUGCUUCCAUUUGCUAUUUUGGGAUUUGUUAUGAAGCCUUUGCAGUUGAAAGGUUUUGUCCCUGCUGAUUCAAAAAAAGUGCUGGCACUUGAAUCAGUUGCUUUGGGAGAUGCGGAGGCUUCAAAUGGCAACGACGAAUCGUUGUCCACGGAAGAUUUCAGAGAUAAAAGCUCACACGAACAUUCCAAGUCAAAAUAUGCAACCAGAAUAUUAGAUCAGCUCAAAAUAUUUCUGAAAGAUAUGAAAGAACUUUUGUCUGAUAAGGUUUACGUCGUCAACGUUCUAGGUUACAUAGCAUACAACUUUGUCAUAGGCGCUUACUCGUAUUGGGGCCCCAAAGCUGGUUAUAGUAUAUAUAACAUGACUAAUGCAGAUAUGAUAUUUGGAGGAAUUACAAUUGUAUGUGGAAUAUUGGGCACUUUAGCCGGAGGCUUUGCUCUUGAUUACAUGACUAACACCCUAUCAAAUGCAUUUAAGCUUCUCUCAUUCACAACAUUUGUUGGUGGUGCAUUUUGUUUCGGUGCCUUCCUAUUUAAAAGCAUGUAUGGCUUCUUGGCUCUUUUCGCUAUUGGUGAACUACUUGUUUUCGCCACUCAGGGUCCUGUGAAUUAUGUAUGUCUCCAUUGUGUUAAACCAAGUUUGAGGCCGCUAUCAAUGGCUAUGUCUACCGUUGCUAUUCAUAUCUUUGGAGAUGUACCUUCCUCGCCUCUUGUCGGAGUUGUCCAGGAUAGUAUUAACAACUGGAGAACUACCGCGUUGAUUCUAACAACAAUAUUUUUUCCAGCAGCUUUAAUAUGGUUUAUAGGAAUAUUUUUGCAUAGUGUUGAUAGAUUUAAUGAAGAUAUUGACCAUCAAGAAGCAUCAAGGGUAGAAGGAACAACCACCGCGCCAUUGCUUGAAGAGAAAACCGAAGAAACAUCGCCGGUUUCUCAAUCUCAAGAAUGUUAAUUAACCUUUUUAUAACUUUUGAAGCCUGUCCAAGUAGUUUUUUCAUACAUUAAUUGUAAAUAGCUUUCUUCUUUGUUUAAUGUUUAAAUUAAAAUUUAUUUUUUUGUGUAAGUAUCUUCUUGCUUUUGCUUAGUGGAAAUGAAAUAAUACAAUAAUGAGUAAUCUAUCUUGAAAUUGUGUAGCCAUGCACUCUCUCAUAUGAGAUUAUUGGCUAUGUUUAUGUUUCACACCAUCUUGGGUACAACAUUGUAAAUAAAUAAUACUAUGUUGGCACUACCUGCUUAAUUGUUCUCCAAUAU